Messenger RNA from Arabidopsis thaliana (thale cress), 165 nucleotides. RefSeq names its product Lon protease. The transcript has a single exon. The record is from RefSeq and is marked reviewed. Bases 1 to 165 code for a protein of 54 amino acids. NCBI's taxonomy places the organism in Eukaryota, Viridiplantae, Streptophyta, Magnoliopsida, Brassicales, Brassicaceae.
AUGACUGGGAGACUCACUCUAACUGGAAAGAUUCUCGGAAGUCUAGUGAAGACUAUAAUAUUCCCGGAAGCUGACCGGAGAGACGUUGAUGAGCUGCCCAACAAUGGGAAAGAAGGGAUCCAUGUUUUCACUUUGUGGAUGAAUAUGAGCAGAUAUUCGAGCUAG